Neoarthrinium moseri is the source of this 2568-nucleotide messenger RNA. RefSeq lists its product as uncharacterized. The record is from RefSeq and is a predicted model, not a curated record. The coding region runs from base 1 to 2568 and encodes 855 amino acids. Lineage: Eukaryota; Fungi; Ascomycota; Sordariomycetes; Amphisphaeriales; Apiosporaceae. Gene Ontology annotation, molecular function: protein binding. The transcript is spliced from 3 exons.
AUGACUUUCGACAAAGCUGCUGCCAACGAAUUUGAGCCCAGCAGUCGAAAUACUGCUUCCAGCCGGCCAAAAUUCGACUCUAAACUUACUUCAGAUCGCCUUCGCGAGGGCUCUGCUUUGACAAAAAUCCAAAUGGUCAGCAACAUCAGAAAGGGCCGCAAGUCUGUUUUUAGAGAGGUUGGAUUGAUGGACGACGAGGACGAAUACCAACACAAGUCUUCCGAGAGUUCAGACGAAAAGAACUUUGGCGAAAUCACGGGUCUCGUCUCAGAACCUACGUCACCCAUUGAGAGGAGAAGGGACUCGACCGGCGAGGUGGACGAGUCCAGAAGAAAGACAAGGUGGUUAUCCAAGUUGACCCCGGUGAAGCGUCCGAGGAUUAAAGCAGCUGCCAGUGCACCGCCCCCGACUCUAGCAAGUCUCCAGCGGCUCUCGAUGAUCGCGCUCCUCAUUGCCGUCGUCCUACCGGCGAUCAGCUAUAACAAUGGCCGCAACAAAGUUGAACUUAGCGGUGCGGAUGCGGGUGUCAUCAGAAAUGUACCAGAAAUCAUCCUAGAGAACCGAGCAGACAGUCCAGUUGAUGUCUGUCUGCGAUGGGCCCAGCAGUCUGCCUUGCUUAAUGGCACGGUUUACAUAUAUGGUGGCGAAGCAAAGGCAUCUGGCGACCAGAAGGACAAUAAAUGGAACAACAAUUUCUUGAAGCUCGACUUGACGAAAUCAUGGUCCACAGGCUCACCGGCCCUCACUGGGCUCCCUCAGCCAUCGGGUUUACCUGCGGUCGCGAUGGGUUAUCUCUGGAACGACUAUAACAACCUGUACCUUUACGGCGGUCAAUAUUCUGAUACACCUAGGGUGUCACCAGACCCAGUGUCCACGUGGAAGUAUGCCAUCUCUUCAUCAUCGUGGAUUCAAUACGAGAACCCCCAGACAUCAGCGGGAAAGUACUCUGCCGCCGCAAAUGUUCCCGUUCAACGCGCUGCUGAGGGCGCCGGGAUUUCGGUCCCCGAACUCGGCCGCAGCUGGUAUUUUGGAGGACAUCUCGACGUUGCAACAACUCAAGGCUGGUCCGAUCAGAUUCCGCGUGUGUAUUUGAAGAGUCUGUUAGAGUUCACCCACCCAGGUUACGCUAAUAGCGCCGUCGACUCCUUGCAGAGUUCGGGGGCGGGCGAAGGUGGUGCUUAUCGUAAUAUAACAGACGGCGGGAUUCAAGAACAGUCUGGCUUCUCUGAGCGAGCUGACGGAACUCUUGUUUUUGUCCCGGGUUGGGGUCCCAGCGGCAUACUUUUGGGGCUGGGUGGCGGUAGUACCGAGAAUAAUGACACUGCCGACGAGUUCAGCGACAUGCAGACCAUCGAUGUCUUUGACAUUGAAACCAGCGAGUGGUACCAUCAGCAGACAUCUGGCGACAUUCCUGGCGUCCGCGUGAACCCCUGUGCUGUCAUCUUCUCUGCGUCGGACGCCAGUUCGUUCAACAUUUACAUGUAUGGCGGACAGAAUCUCUUACCAGUGGCCGGUCAAACUCAGUAUACCGAUAUGUAUAUUCUGACAGUCCCGUCAUUCACCUGGAUCAAAGUUGAUGUAAGCUCCGAAGGUGAACCUGCCGCCAGAGCUGGGCAUACUUGCCACGCCCGCGAUGGGCAGAUGAUCGUGAUUGGGGGUUAUAUCGGGCAAAACACGAACUGCGAUCGUCCUGGUAUUCACAAUUUUGACGCGUCGGGCCUGCAGUGGAAAGAUUCCUUCGUUGCUGGUGAUCACACAGCAGAUCUCCAUCCGGAGAACAACCUACUGGCGAACAGCUUUGGCUACAAGGUUCCUGAUAUCGUUCAAUCCGUUAUUGGUGGAAACUCCGAUGGCGGUGCUACAGCGACGACUCCAGCUUCUGGUCCUGCUACACGCGGGCCAUUUGCGACUGGGAAGCCCCCGGUCUUUACUAUCACUGCAACUGGCAGCACCGCCACAAUAACUAACUCACCACCGAAUUCCGCCGGGGGCGCAGCCAGCUCGAACUCGGGCUCCACUGGAGGUCUUGUUGCGGCCGGUGUCAUUGCUGGACUAGCGGGUUUGCUUGCGGGAUACCUUGGCUUCUGCGCCUGGCUAUACAGGCGUCAGGUAGUCGCAUAUAAGAAACAUAUGGCGGUUGCCAACCGGUAUAGCGGAGCUGAUGGGUUCGUGGGUGCGGCUGGCGCCGCAGAGCGAGAGAGGCUUCGCAAGCAUCGCCGUAAUAGCUCUAGUGGGGAUAGUGGUGAUCAAUUUGGUUGGGUUGGUCAAGUCGGCGAGCCCAAGUGGAUGUCGACGAGCGACGAGCCCUCUCCCGGUUCUGGUACCGGAUCAAAUUCUGUGGGCCGUCCCAGACCUAGCGAGGAUCGUAAUCCAUGGGGUUGGUUCGAGAGCCCAUCAGGCGGAGGUGCGUCUGGCGCGGGUAUCAACAGAAUGAAAAGUAGCGCCACCAGGAGCACAGCAAGCGGAAGCUCUACGGAAGGCCUACUGGAUGGAAGGGAGCCAAAUUUCUUCAGUGUUGUACUGGGACCAAGGCGGGCUUUGAGGGUCGUCAACAACAGGGAAGACUGA